AGUUCAGCCGAAAUCUUUGCAUGGAAAUGAGACUUUGUCGUUGUUGUUGCUGAACGGCAGAAACCGGAAAUCGAAAGGCGAACUAAAAAAGUCAUGUGCCAACGAUGAGGCAAUUCGAUGUUAAAUAUAGUUAUUUCAUGUCGAUUCCGAGCAAUCGCAACUGGAUCUGUCUUUGAAAUAGAAAAGCCACUUUACAGCAUCAAGCAAGACUUUUUGGUGAAUUAGCUUUUUGCCUCGAAAGAUGGGAAAUUUAGGGACGCACGAAAAUUUUCCGGUCAGGCCAUGGGAACUGGUUUGUUACUUAUUUAUUGGGCUGGUUGGUACCUUUGGUAACAUUCUGGUCAUUUUCGUUUUGAAGAGAAACAAAACAAUGGGCGCCACUGCAUUUGGAGUUUAUAUAGGAGCAUUGGCUAUGGCAGAUCUACUGGUCUGUUUACUCUGUGUGCCAAUUUACUUGACGUCAACAUCGCUUUAUAAAGAUCAUCCAACAGGGAAUCUCGGUGAUGCUAUGUGUAAAAUUUUCACAGGAUACAAUAUAUUGUUCUUUUUUGCUACAGUAUCGGUUUACACACUUGUUGUGCUGACACACGAGAGAUACAUGGCAAUCUGCAAACCAUUCAAAUCAAGAUUAAAGUCCACUAAAAAGAGGGCAAUUGUGUUUGUCAUUAUGAUUUGGGUCUUCUCUGUACUGUUAGGCUCGUUAUCUAUUGUUGGUGAAAAAUAUGCAGCCCCUACAAAUGCAAGUGUUGGUGCACACUGCACAUUUUCAAAUGCAUACAACAAUGAUAUAACACCAAAAGUUGUUUAUGUUACAGUAUUCAGCAUCCAGUUUGUAUUACCAAUUAUCUAUAUGACUGUUUGCUUUAUAAGGAUCAAGCACUGUUUAGAUGCAAAAAGGCUACAUGCUUUAAGUUGCCCUACUGAGCAUGUACAGCAAGGUGAAUUGCACCUAAUCAAGAUUAGACAGCAAAGUAUAAACACAGUUAUGAUUGUCAUCAUAUCCUACUUCUCAUGCUGGGCAAUGAACCAAGUACUGUACUUUUGCCUUAACUUUGGCUUCAUUUCUGGGAUUGAAUGGAAUAGCCACUUGAUCCAAGCUAGUGUCAUACUUUGCUUUUUCUCCUCCUGUAUCAAUCCAUUUAUUUAUACCAUUCGCAGCCAUCAUUUUCGAAGUGGCUUUUCCCAAAUACUUUGUGUAAGUGACCGUAGAUACAUUGAACUGCAGUAAAUGAAAUAUUUUGUUGAAUGAAACUCACAUAGCAUGAUGCCCUCUAGUGUUUUGUAGUUUUAACUGUUCAGUCAGGGCACAGUAGCAACAAGGACAGGGCUGGUAGGUGCAGGGUAGGAUGUUAUAGUAUAUAAUUUGUUAAUACAUUUCCUAUUUGAAUUUACAACUCAGAAGAGCUCUCAAAACAGUGCACAGUUGAACCCUUAUUAGGGACGGUAUAUGUUUGAAGUUUAGUAGUUUUACACCUGUAUCCUUCAUGGGUCUCAAGUGCAGACAGGUUUUCAUAUACCUUCCAACUUCCCAGAUUUGCAUGGAGUCCUAGCUCAAUCUACUGUACAUCUAAUAAACCAUUAGAAUCUCACUCAAAAUGUUAGAAAACUUUAAACUCCUUUGCUCUAGCAUAUUCACCAUUUAGUACUCUCAGGGGGUAGCGCCAGCCACUAGGGUCAGAGGGGAUUUUAAUGACAAAGAAAUUUUAAUGACAAAGGCAGUCAAUUCAACUGUCAACUUGAGUACUGUGACAUCAUCAAAAAUCUUCUUUUAGAAUUUCUUAAGUUUGACCACAUUAUCUGAAGGAACAGUGUCAAAUACCUCUUAAUAUGUAAUAUCAGGUAGAUAUAUUCAAAAUUAGGCGAGAUAUGGCCAAUGAAGGGUUUCAAGUUUGGGAAUGGAUUACUGUCAUUCUUGCCUGGUUCAUUAAGAUAUGAACCAAGACCAAAUUACAGAGGUUUGAUGGGGCAAGAGCCUGUGCUCGAGUGGCCAUAUCUCAGCCAAUUGGUAAUGCCUUUAACUAAUGCAUAUUUAUAGUUAUUUCAUGAUGCUCUUUCAGGUUAUGGGAUCAAAAUCCAGAAAUUCUAAAAAUAAAAUUUUAUGACGUCAUCACUUCUGUACUAUUAAGUUAUGUUUAAGCAAAGAGGCAGUAUUUGAGCAUUAUCACUUUAUUGAUAAUUGGAAUUUUGUAGUAAAAACAAUUUUAUCAUAUUUCAUGUACCAAAAUCUUUCAAGUUGACAAAAACAAAAAAAACUGUGGCUUGGGAGACCCUCUAAGAUGUGACCUAGCCCUAUCCAUUUAGAAGAAUUAAGUGCCAAGAGUUUCUCCCUAUCACCAUCGCUAAAUAUUUUGCAGUACCGUAAAUAAUGUCAUUUUUAUGUCGACCUUUGAGGAAAAUAUUAAACUUUAUAAUAGGCCCCCCUCGAAUAAGCCCCCCUCUAAUAAGCCCCCACCCAACAAUUCAUUUUUGCAAAUAAGUCCCCAGGGAGCUUAUUUCGAGGAUUUACAGUAUUUUAAUUUGUUGUUUUUAAUGUUAUGUAAUCAAAAUAUUAACAUUGCUUUUCCACCCAUAGUUUCUACAAAUGCAUGUAUGUCUUAUGUGAUCUGCAGAUGCCACAUGUUCACCCAUCCAGCUUGGUUACAUUUAGGCUCCAAAACAUCUAAUUUAUGUUUGUAUAAUCCAAAUUUUGUCAUUUUUUAGAUUUUGUAGUUUCACUAUUGUUUUCUCAAAUGCAGUAAAUUUCAACAUUUUUUCUUGCAAAACAUUAUUUAUUUUAUAAUACUUUGAUUUACAUGUUCUCUAUAUGUAAUUCUUGCUAUUGCUACUGAACGUCAUUUUAUCAAUAGUUGUUUGCUGAUAUUUUUUGGAGUGAAAGUUUCUUUUUUACAGCCUGUCUACUUUAUAUGAACUAACCUGUGUAGAUAUUAUGUCAUCUCUGCAAUUCAAUUUAAAUUUGUGCAACUGUUCAAAUGUAUAGACAGCCCCUAGAAUUCCCCUGCAUUUAAGAUCUAAGUGAUCUCAACCAAACAUCAGCCCUGGAGCUGCUAGCAAAAAAUGUUAGCAGAUAUGAAUCAUGGAACUGAUGGCAUUCUUAUUCAACCACACGAACUUUUAAAGAAUUGAUAGCCAGGGGUUUUACGCUUUGUCAGGAAAAAAGCUUAAGCUUAACUGUAAAUCCCUCUUACUUUAUAUAUUCUUUUCAUGUUUUGCAUUGGCCUCCCUCAAAACUACUGCAUUGUUGAAAACUUUGCAACCGCUCAGAGUCUUAGAAUCGUUAUGUUUAUUUGACUCUUAUAUUCAUCAAAAUCCAGGGCAAGGUGGCCAAUUGAAUUAUGUUAUAGAUUAUCUUAAAACUGCAAUUGCAUUCUUCAGUGAACAGUUAUAUCAACUGAACAACUUGUAUCUGGUCUUUAAUAAAUUUAUCGCUUUAAUAAGCGUAGCAGACGAUACCUGAUUUGACAAAUCAGAACGUCAAUCAAAGAAGCCAGUCUAUGCUAAAGAAAAUUAUUGAGCAGCUAUUGGUCUAUGUCUUUGGUGAAAAAAGUUUUCAGAAAAGGAAGUAGCUAUUCAACAUUCUGAUCCUUCUGGUUUAUUGUUCAAAGAGAUUUCCUUGUGAAUCAUAGUACAAUUAUUCUAGAGAUCGUCGGAUAGAAUGAAGAUAAAAUUUAAAGUAUAAUGAACAGAUGAAAUGACACAAAACACAGGCCUAGUGAACUACAAUGCUGAUAUUACCUGUCAUUUCUAGCAGUAUGAUUUUUUCGAGUACCACUUUCGAUAUACACAUUUUAGGCACUAAGUCUAAUAGUCUAAUAUUAUAAAGAAGUAGCAGGCUUGCAAAGAAGUAUUCAGGGGUGGCUUGGGGUGGUAUCAAAGGUAUUAGUCGAAUACAAUAUUAUUUUCAAAAAACGAAAAUAUCAACUGAUGACACCAGAGGCCUCGGGACUACGGAUGAUGGAGCAACUGCCCCUCAACUUUUUGGGAAUUUCCUUCUCUUCGAAGUAUUGUCUUUGAAAAAUCGCCUUAUUUCUGCAACAUGGUUUCCCUUGCAACAUGUGCUGUACCCCCUGUACCCCUCCAACUGCUCUACAUAGUGCAGCCCUUAGUCCCUAGCCUUGUAUUCCUACCGCUACUACUUGCUAACAAUAAAUCGACAAUGUCAACUUUGAUAAAAAAUACACAUGAAAAAAAACACCAUAUCAAUUAUCAUUGAAAACUAUCCUAUCCCUCUAGAAACUACUGAAUUUUCUGAAACAUGACGUCAUUGCAGAGAGAGGUAUACAAAACAGGAGAUUGAGGAUCUCAACCAACCUGGGAAAACAAAACAGGAGAUUGAGGAUCUCAACCAACCUGGGAAAACAAGUGAUUCUACUAUCGGUCAACAUCUUUUAGAUAACCCAGAUUGUAAAAAGCACUACUGAAUUUCAAAAACUAUAUAAAGUAGUUUAGCAAAUUCCAUCUCUAGAAUUCAUAUUUGUAAACUUUUUCUUGCCGGUGUAAUAUGCGUUUUGGUACCCUAUGCAAAAGUGUAACAUUGUAAAACGCAAUGUGUUUCAAAUCAUAUUGUGAAAGAGUUUUGCCAUCAAUUUUAUGUUGACAGCCUGCACGGAACCCCUUCACACUGUGGCCCCAUUUCAGUUAUGUUUUGUCUGCCUUUAUAGGGUUAUGUACUAAGGGCGAUGUUCUCUAGGGGGUGCCUAAAAAUACCAGUGCUCUCCUAGCCAAUCUGAAGACAGUAGUCACUGAUACAAUAAAUAAAAAGUAUAUAAGUUAAUCAAGAUCCUUUCAGGUCUAUCAAGAUUCUAAAGCUUCUACAAACCAGUUUUCAUUAAACGGUAUUUUUGACGAUAUUAUGUAAUUUUUUUCUUGUGUUAUUUCUUUUGGAAAUUCAAGUCUAUAAAAGAUACAUAAGUACUUUCUCGUUUGUUUCUCCUCUUUUCUUGGCAGUCGCAAGGCCAGUAGAUGUAACAUAAGUUCACAAUGCUUUUAAUGAUUUUUUAAUGAUACCUUGGUUGCCAUGUCUUUACCAUAGAAUAUGGGAAUUAGCUCGAAGAAAUCGGUUAGUGUCUAAGUUUUAUAACAAGUAACAGCUGGGCUUAGCAACUAGUUCGAGAAACCUAGUCCGGAAUAACUUUGAGCCAACACAAAUUGACGGAGUUUUGUUUUUUCCAUUGCCUAAACUUGGCACACAAGGUCUAUUUGUUAACGAAAACUUUCUCAGAAACAUUACAAAAAGAGAGAAAUUAGCUGUUGAAGGAAAAGAAACUGCUGGAAAGAACUUUUUGAGGAUCUGAGAAGUAAAGUAUGGGCAGAUUUGUUCUUAAAAAGUAUCAUCAAGAAAACUUCAGAGUUUGAUCGUUUGGAUAAUCCAUUCCUACUAAGAAAGAGAAAAUAUCGACACAAUUAUAAAUUCUAUUUAAACUCAUUUUGUCUAGCCCAGUUUGAAGGUUUUUCAA
This is a messenger RNA of Rhopilema esculentum, 5453 nucleotides long. Its product is annotated as neuromedin-B receptor. Gene Ontology annotation, molecular function: G protein-coupled receptor activity. The record is from RefSeq and is a predicted model, not a curated record. Gene Ontology annotation, biological process: G protein-coupled receptor signaling pathway. Lineage: Eukaryota; Metazoa; Cnidaria; Scyphozoa; Rhizostomeae; Rhizostomatidae. Gene Ontology annotation, cellular component: membrane.